Messenger RNA from Biomphalaria glabrata, 4127 nucleotides. RefSeq lists its product as uncharacterized. The record is from RefSeq and is a predicted model, not a curated record. Bases 293 to 1981 code for a protein of 562 amino acids. The transcript is spliced from 11 exons. NCBI's taxonomy places the organism in Eukaryota, Metazoa, Mollusca, Gastropoda, Planorbidae.
AUAAAUAGAUAGAUAGAUAGAUAGAUAGAUAGAUAGAUAGAUAGAUAGAUAGAUAGAUAGAUAGAUAGAUAGAUAGAUAGAUAGAUAGAUAGAUAGAUAGAUAGAUAGAAUAUACUGCAACUAACAAGAAUUCGCCACCCAUCCUUCCAAUAAAAGUAAUACAUUGACUUCUAUUGUGUAGCGGUAUUUUGUAAAGUGGUUCUGCUAGUUCAACAUUUCCUGCAUCUUACAAUUUGUGAUCUUUCGGUUUCUUAACAGUUUUAACUUAUAAGAAAAAACUACAAGACAGACGAUGGGUGGAGUAGUAAGCUCUAUGGAACAUCUUGACACUCUGCCAAAGAGGCUCCAGUAUCUGUCCGAGGAGGACCCCAACAAGGAGCUCUACGUCUUCUACAACGACGGUGUGCGUGAUGCCUACACCUCCAGAGAACUGUUCACCUUGGCUGGGAGGUUCGCCCACAGACUGCGUCAGCAAGGGUUUCAGAAAGGGGACGUCAUCGCCAACACGCUGCCAAACUCCCCGGAACGCCUCAUUACAGACGUCGGCAUUGUCAUGGCCGGAUGUGUAACAAUGAAUGGACAGGUCUUAUUGGCUGACGGGUCAGACGUCUUCCGGUCUGCCAAAGUUGCUAGAUGUCGCGCCGUCCUCGUGUCAGACGAGGGGCCAGGCUGGCGGCUUAUCCAACGGUUCCUAUCGAAAGAAGCUCAAGCUGGAUGUUUGUUUCCCUUGGACAUCGUGGAGGCACCAGAGAUGAAGUCUGCCAUCGUAAUAUCCAGAGGGGAUCCUCAUUUUCUGGACGACAUAAGAAAUGGAUCCAAAGAAACGUUUGUCAGUCCUUCAGAGCCCGAAGACCUCAUGAUUGUGCUGACCACCUCCGGCUCCACGGGAUACUCAAAGCUUGUCCCUCGGUGCCACCAAGACAUCAUCUCUCAAAGCCUGAUGCAUUCUCAGCUGCGUUCUCCGGACUUGACCUGGCCAAAGCCAAGUGACAAGCGUUUUGUGUACUACAGUGACAGGAUGAUGGGAUGGACAGGGGGUAUUUCGUUUUACUCCCUGUGUCAGGCUGACACAAGAGUUUUGCAGGAUUUGUUUCACGCGCCUCGGGACACGGCCUCGGAGCUAUGGCGGGCGGUGGAAGCUGAAAAUUGUGAGGUGUGCGGGUUUUUGCCGCUGGAACUGGAGAAUGUCUUGGAACGUCUUAGGACUUCCGGUAGACUUCCGGUGAAUAGGAAGCUGAAAACGAUUAUCACGGGAGGACAACCCAUUAGAAAGAGUCAGCUUCAAAGCUUUUUCACUUUGGCUGAAACUGUUUUCUUAGGGUACGGCUCUACUGAAGUGCCUUGUGUAACAAGACAGUUCCUGAAAGAAGAGACGUUCGAGUCCUACAACUGUGGUAAAGUUCUGGAUGGUCUAUCUGUCAAAAUUUGUCGAGACGACGGAGAGGACUGUCAGGUUAAUGAGAUUGGAACUCUUUUUGUCAGAGGCUUUAGCGUGUUUCGGGGUUACUUCAAUCAACUAGAAAACCCCAAUCCCCAGAAUCAAAAAGCCUUCACCCCAGACGGCUGGUUUAACACCGAGGAUUAUGGGUACUUCGACGAAGCGGACGACCUGUAUGUUCUCGGCAGGGUCAAGGACGUCAUCAUGUAUGGGGCGUUCGUUUUCUACCCUGGAUGGAUGGAAAGAAAAUUGCUCGAGCACCCAGAUGUAUUGGAAGCCAUUAUAGUCCCUGUCACCGAUCCAGUUCUGUACCAUAAUAUUUGUGCCUGUAUUAAACUAAGACAAGACAGCGGCCUAGACGAAGACAAACUCAAAGACUAUUGUGACACCAUAUUUUUGCCAGAAAUGUCAACAGCUCUGACACCCAAGCCGAAGUAUUUUAUUAUCAUGAAAGACAACUUCCCAGAAACGGCAACUGGAAAGCCAGACAAACAGUUAUUGAAACGUAUGGCAGAGGACAUGUUCGGAUAUUCUGGGAAGUAGGAAAUUUCCGUGAGAGAGAUAUACUCGUGAUGCUUCAAACAUUAUAACAGAUGACCUAAACAUUAUAUCGAAUAAAUCUAAUAUUGAAAUAGAUAAAUGUUCACUGAUUUUCAUUGAGACUUUUAAUACACUACUAAUAUAUAGGUCGUUCGAUAUGCUAGGACAAAUUUGUACAAAUGCUCUUUCUUCCCUAGUGCUAUUAGAACAUGGAAUGGAUUGCUUGAGCUAGCCAGGAAAACCAAUGACUUGGCAGAAUUCAUUUAUAAACAUGCAUGACUAGAUUCAUGACGCGCAGGAUGUAAUCAUCUUCUUUUUGAAGCUACGUCUGUAUAAUAUAAGAUAAGAAGAUAAGAACUUUGUGCAAAUAAAAAAUUUUGGAUUUAGAGGUUCUUGGAUUAUAGAUAUUUGGGGUAAUCAAAUUUCACUAACGGACAUAUGGGUUUAUGCAGUCUCCACUGCUCGCCUUUUCUCCCAGAAGAAACAUAUGCGUUUUUUUUUGUUUGUUAAAUAUAAGACGUCUUUGGUCUAAUCGCUGUAAGAAAUACGAAAUUUUUAAUAUACUAUUUAUUUUAAAAGCAUAUUAUAAUAGUGUGCACUUUGAACCACUGAAAAUGAAACUUCUGAAACUCUCGUAAGCUCUUGUUGAACCAAGCUAUUUGUAUUUUUAAUUGGAAAUAGUGAUCUUUUAAAAUGGCCCCCUUAGAAUUACGUAUUUUAUUUCUCUCAAACUUCCUCGUUUCCUUGUCUUAGGUUUUUCUUUAGGUACCAUUAUAACGCUCCAGAAUUUCUACACAUUGCUUUUUUUUUCUGCAUUAUUUUCUUUUUCUGUAUUGUAUUGCUUAAUAGAAAGCUGACCGGUAAACAAAGGGCAGAUUACUGUGAUUAAUUACCGUAUGAAAAUCUCUAAAAUAAAAUCUAAUGUUCUCUAAAUGUUUCUUACACUAGGCGAGAAAAUAAGGCUCGCUGUCUCACACGUAAUAGAAAAGAAUGGAAACGCGAUUUCGGAAGGAUUCUAUAAGUAGAAACAAGGCCAGUAACCCAUUGUAACAUUUUGUAGCGUUAUGUGGUUCACGGUAGUUUCCCUUCCUUUCUUAUGUAUCAAAGUCAGUGUUUCCCAAACUGUGUUCCGCGGAACCCUAGUGUUCUGCGGGAUGUAAAAAUAAGUGAAUAAUUACUUAUUAGCCCACCACGUGAAUUAAUGUCUCUAAAAAAUAAGCAAAGUAUUCCGCUAAAUACUUAGAAUUUGUGAAGGGCUCGGGAAACACUGAUCUAACUAAAGCAGGGGUGGGCAACCUUUUCCUUUCGCGGGCCGCAUUUAUAAAAAGUUUGAGAAUGGGUGCCGCAUUUAUAAAAUGUUUGAGAGUGGGUGCCGCAUUUAAAUAAUUAAAAAAACAACAACUGUUUCCUCAGUCGAAGCAUGAGCUCAAUCAAUUGUUACACUUGCCAUCUUGUUCCAAGCCAACACUGCACCUUCAAACAGUUCUUCAUAUCAUUGAAUAAAUACUGGCCUGAGUUUGUGUCUUUGAAAAUAUUGUCUAUAAGAGUAAUAUUCGUUUACUUUAAACGUUUUAGAAUGGCAUGUAGAGACAAUGUUUCUUUAGCCUCUUCAUCUUAAGUGAUAAGAAUCAGAAGUUUCAAUAAUUUAUAUUGAUAUCUAAAAUUAUUUAUUUUAAAAAUAUUUGCAGUUUUAUAUGUAUAAUUUGUGGGCACACCUGAUUUCUGUAAGUGUCUGCGGGUCGCAUAAAACACACCGGAAGGCCGCAUGUGGCCCGCGCCCCGUAAUUUGCCCUCCCCUGAACUAAAAGAUAUAUCAAAGCAUAAUAAUUGUGUGAGAGAGACAGCGGAGAUUGUGUGAGCUCGUUAUUUGACCAACAGUAUAAUUUGAGGCUUACAAGUGUGUACUUCUGAUUUUACCUAAAAAUGAAAUUAUGCUAAUAGGGCAUAAAUGUUGAUUAUAGACUGUUUCUGCACAUCGUGUAAAUAUAAUAUAGCAUUCACUUCAUCAAUUUUAGCAAAGCCAAAAUAAGCUCAUACUUAAUUCUUUUCAUUUUUUUAUUAUUUUUUUUUAUAUUAUCUCUCAUUUCCAUUGUAGUCUCUUCUCUUGUGUCUUAGAAAAAAAAUAUUUUAAAUUAAAAUUGGAAACAUA